Messenger RNA from Coffea eugenioides, 2187 nucleotides. RefSeq names its product oxalate--CoA ligase. The transcript has 4 exons. Bases 214 to 1803 code for a protein of 529 amino acids. NCBI's taxonomy places the organism in Eukaryota, Viridiplantae, Streptophyta, Magnoliopsida, Gentianales, Rubiaceae. Gene Ontology annotation, molecular function: medium-chain fatty acid-CoA ligase activity. The record is from RefSeq and is a predicted model, not a curated record. Gene Ontology annotation, biological process: fatty acid metabolic process.
CUAGCACUAGUCGGAUGGAAUAGUAGAGGAGUAUUACAGGAAGGUUCAUCCCCCGUCCACAUAAAAGUCUAUUGAACAGCAUACCCAUGCAUAAAUACUGCCACCAUCGUCUCCCCCAAUUCCAUUAACACGCUAUUUGCCAUAUAUUUUUCCCCACUCAUCAUCAUUCUGAUCACUUCUAUUUUCGACUUUUUUUUGUGCCCUUUUUUGUCGAUGGAAAAUUUGACUCUCUCCGGAUUAUUGAUAAACGUUGCCGCAAAAUUUCCCUCCCGCCGCGCCAUAUCGGUUCCAGGCAAGUUCGAUCUUUCUCAUGCAAGGCUUCAUCAGCUUGUUGAACGUACUGCUACCCGCCUCGUCGCCGCCGGUGUUCAACCCGGGGACGUUAUUGCUCUCACCUUCCCCAACUCCGUCGAGUUCGUGAUUGCGUUCUUGGCCGUAAUUCGAGCACGUGCGACGGCGGCUCCGCUCAAUCCGGCUUACACGGCUGACGAGUUCCGGUUCUACUUGUCCGACUCCGACUCAAAGAUCUUACUCACCUCAAAACAAGGCAGCGCUCCGGCUCAAGCCGCCGCGUCUAAGCUCAACAUUCCUCACGUCACUGUCGCGUUACCCGAUGCGGAUUCGGAUGUCGCUCUUUCUUCCUCCCUCUCCCAGUACGAGUCGGAUUCGGAGCCGGAUCCGAACCUGUCAUCCAAACUCAUCAAUGAUCCCAGUGACAUCUCUCUCUUUCUCCACACCUCCGGCACGACCAGCCGGCCCAAAGGCGUUCCGUUAACCCAGCUUAAUCUUGUUUCCUCCGUAAACAAUAUUAAAUCUGUUUACAGAAUCACUGAGUCUGACUCCACAGUGAUUGUUUUGCCCCUCUUUCACGUACACGGGUUGUUGGCCGGGUUAUUGAGUUCUGUGGGAGCCGGCGGAGCCGUGACCCUCCCGGCUGCUGGGAGAUUCUCAGCUUCAACUUUCUGGUCAGACAUGAAGAAUUACAAUGCCACGUGGUACACGGCUGUUCCUACUAUCCACCAAAUCAUUCUGGACCGCCACCUCAACAGCCCCGAACCCGUUUACCCAAGGUUAAGGUUUAUACGGAGCUGCAGCGCGGCUCUGGCUCCUAGCAUUCUUGCUCGGCUUGAGGAAGCCUUCGGGGCUCCUGUCUUGGAGGCGUAUGCCAUGACUGAGGCCUCCCAUUUGAUGGCUUCCAACCCGUUACCCCAGGAUGGCCCGCAUGUGCCCGGGUCAGUGGGGAAACCCGUGGGUCAAGAGAUGGCCAUAUUGGAUGAAAAUGGGAAACCGCAAGAGGCCAAUGCCAACGGCGAGGUGUGUAUCAGGGGCCCAAAUGUAACUAAAGGGUACAAGAAUAACCCCGAAGCCAAUAAAUCUGCUUUCCAGUUCGGGUGGUUCCACACCGGGGACCUCGGAUACUUGGAUUCGGAUGGAUAUUUGCAUCUUGUUGGCAGGAUUAAGGAGUUAAUCAAUCGUGGAGGUGAGAAAAUUUCACCAAUUGAAGUGGAUGCCGUCCUGUUAUCUCAUCCAGAUGUUGCGCAAGCUGUAGCUUUUGGAGUCCCUGAUGACAAAUAUGGGGAAGAGAUUAAUUGCGCGGUUAUCCCCAGAGAAGGGGCUAACAUUGAUGAGAGUGAGGUGUCGAGGCACUGCAAGACGAAUCUUGCAGGGUUCAAGGUCCCGAAGAAGGUUUUUAUCACCGAUUCUCUUCCCAAAACUGCCACAGGCAAAAUCCAAAGGCGAAUUGUGGCAGAGCAUUUCCUCGCACAGAUUUCUACUGCUAAGGUCCCCAAGUUUGGAGCCUAAAGAAAUUCAUGUUGUAUUGGCUAAUAUCCCUCCUGAGUACCGAAAUCAGAACGCAAAUUCCUUCCUCACAAAUACGUUGAUGAACCAAUUAAGAUCGCCAUAGAAUGAAAAUUUUUUGUUGUACAAAGGAAGAAAAUGUGAAAAAAAAGAAGAAGACAUUUUAGCUUUGUCCAGGUUAUUUUUAUUCUCAGCUGUCAAAGGUUUCGGUUGGGUGUUGCUUGAUGGGUAGGCCUUACGUAGCACUGGCUCGCAUUAAGACGGAGAAAUGGCAAUUUCUAAUGUAAUCAUGCCCGACCUUGUCGGAUUGUGAUGGUGGAGUUAUUCUUGUUGGAUAGGAGGAAUACAAUGCAUUUUACUUCCUAACAAUGAGAAUUUGGAAUAUGA